This is a messenger RNA of Eruca vesicaria subsp. sativa (arugula), 1787 nucleotides long. Lineage: Eukaryota; Viridiplantae; Streptophyta; Magnoliopsida; Brassicales; Brassicaceae. The record is from the annotation of a GenBank genome assembly.
AAGCACAAGAAAAUGUCUAAUGAAAACUCUGUAAUGUCAUUGAUACAUCGCAUCUCCACUCAUCUCUGCCUUCAAGACAUAUCAAUAGCUUUAUUAGGUCUUUUUCUUUUCUCUUGCUUGCGAGCCAAGCUAACAAACAAAGGCGGACCAAUACAAUGGCCAGUCUUUGGGAUCACCCCAGAGUUCUUCCUCCAAAUUCACGACGUAUACGGAUGGGUCACAAGAUGUUUAACCAACAGCCAAGGCACGUUUCCUUACCAAGGAGUCUGGUUCAGUGGAUCCUACGGAGCCAUGACAAGCGUUCCCGCAAACAUAGAGUACAUGCUCAAAACCAACUUCAAGAACUUUCCUAAAGGAGAUUUUUACAAAGAGAGGUUCCGUGAUUUGCUUGAAGAAGGUAUCUUCAACGCUGAUGACGAGUCUUGGAAAGAGCAGAGACGUAUCAUUAUAACCGAGAUGCACUCAACAAGAUUCGUAGACCAUUCAUUCCACACCACUAGAGAGUUGAUACAGAGAAAGCUCUUGAAAGUGAUGGAGAGUUUCUCAAAGUCUCAAACAUCUUUUGAUCUUCAAGAGAUUCUUUUGAGGUUGACGUUUGAUAAUAUCUGCAUCGCGGGUCUUGGCAAUGAUCCUGGGACUUUGGAUGUUGAUCUUCCUCAAGUUCCAUUCGCUAAGGCCUUUGAAGAAGCUACAGAGUCUACUAUGUUUAGGUUUAUGAUUCCACCGUUUUUGUGGAAACCUAUGAAGUUUUUUGACUUAGGGUAUGAGAAGGGGUUGAGGAAAGCUGUUGAGAUGGUUCAUGGGUUUAUAGACAAGAUGGUUGUGGAGAGAAUCAAGAUGCUUAAAGAAGAAGGAACGUUAGAGGGAAACAAAUCUGAUGUUCUCUCGAGACUAAUCCUUAUAGAGAGUCAUAAAAGAGGUAAUGAGAAUGAUCGGUUCACGGUUAAGUUUUUCAGACAGUUCUGCACAAGUUUCAUCUUAGCGGGACGUGACACGAGUUCUGUUGGGCUUUCUUGGUUCUUCUGGUUGAUAACAAAACAUCCUGAAGUCGAAAACAAGAUCCUCCAAGAAAUAAGAGAGAUCUUGAGCCAAAGAGAGAAUAAUCUUUGUUACUUCACAGUCAAGGAACUAAACGACAUGGUGUAUCUACAAGCGGCCUUGUCUGAAUCUCUUAGACUCUAUCCACCGAUUCCAAUGGAGAUGAAGCAAGCAACGGAAGAAGAUGUGUUUCCUGAUGGGACUUUCUUGGAGAAAGGUUCUAGGGUUUACUUCUCGAUCUAUGCAAUGGGAAGGAUGAAAUCUAUUUGGGGUGAAGAUUGUGAAAUGUUUAAGCCAGAGAGAUGGAUACAAGGAGGACAAUACGUGAGUGAUGAUCAGUUUAAGUACGUUGUGUUUAACGGCGGUCCAAGGCUUUGUUUGGGGAAGACAUUUGCUUAUUUGCAGAUGAAAAUGGUGGCUGCUUCCAUCUUGUUGAAUUACUCAAUCAAGGUUGAUCAGGGUCAUGUUGUUGAGCCGAGAGUUACAACGACUUUGUAUAUGAAACAUGGUCUUAAGGUUAGGAUCAUGAAGAGAUCUCUAGAGGAGAAGAAGCAAGAGUCAUAAAGAAGAAAGCCAAAUCACCUAAACUUGUGCCAUGGAGCUUGUUACUAAUAUAUUUGUUUAUAUAUGGUUAUUGUAAGAUCUUCACUCUUUGUUCUAUCUUAAAGUAGAUUAGACACUUAUAUAAUCUUUAUUUGUGAAAUGUACAGUGUGUGUAUUCUGUGUAAUGCAGAUUAAAAUGUUAUAUA